Molecule: messenger RNA, 1779 nt
Organism: Capronia epimyces CBS 606.96
Lineage: Eukaryota; Fungi; Ascomycota; Eurotiomycetes; Chaetothyriales; Herpotrichiellaceae
Exons: 1
Coding region: 1-1779 (592 amino acids)
Biological process (GO): fatty acid metabolic process
Molecular function (GO): medium-chain fatty acid-CoA ligase activity
Source: RefSeq, a predicted model, not a curated record
AUGACGACGCCCAAGCAGAGCCAGACCCAGACCCAGAGCCCUGCCGAGGCCUCAGGCCGGUUCGACAGGACCGACUUUGUGCCCACGCACUGGGCGGACCAUGUCCUUCCCGCCGACCCUUUGUUCACCCGUCUGUUGACUCUGGCGCACCGCUCGAACCCGCCGCCCGCGAUCCGCGAUGUCAACGCCGGCAUUGAGCGCACGGCGGCGCAGCUACUGAGCGACGUCCUCCGGCUGCGGCGCGUCCUGACGUCCGCUCUCACCGCCCAGACUGUCGACGACCUUGCCCGCGGCAAGGAGGUCUACAUCAGCAUCCUGGCGCCCGGCGGCUACGAGUUUGCCGUCGCGGUGCUGGCCGUCAUGGCUCUCGGCGCCGCCGCCAGCCCAUUCAGCAGCGCCCAACCCGUCCAGGAGGCCGCCUACUAUGUCAACAAGGCUCGGUCGGUCGCGGUCCUGACUGCCACGCCGGCCCUGGACCUGGGCGAGGCCCUGGCAAAGGAGAUCCGGGCCUCGAGCAACCCGGCGUUUGUGUCGGUGCCCAUCCACACCCUGGAACAGCAGCCGGCCCUUCCGCUCGACACCAUCAAGAUCUCCUCCAACCGCUGGCACGACCCCAACGCGCCGGGCGUCGUCAUCUUCACGUCCGGAACCACGGGGCCUCCCAAGGCCGCGGUCCUGCGGCGAGCAGCCAUGGUCGAAGGCUCCAUGUGCUUCGCCCAGCAGAUCGGCUUGCAGGAGUCCGACGUCCUCCUUCACCUGCUGCCCGUCCAUCACGCCACCGGCAUCUGGGUCUCAUUCUUCCCCUUCCUCCAAACCGGAGCCUGUAUCGAGUUCCGUCCGGGCAGCUUUGAUCCCGAGUGGACAUGGAACCGUUGGAGACAAGGCGGCUUGACCCAUUUCACCGGCGUGCCCACCAUCUAUAUGAGGAUGAUGCGACACUAUCAGGAGCACAUCACGAAACUGCCCACCCCAGAGGUUCAAGCAUACGGCGCCGCCGUCGCCGCAUUCAAGGUCUGUCUGUGUGGAACCUCGGCCCUGCCGAAACCCAUCAAUGACUUCUGGACCGGCCUCAUGCACGGCCGGCGCAUUGUCCAGCGGUACGGCUCCACCGAGAUGGGCGUCGUGUUCAACAUGUCCGUCGACCCGACCGAACACAUUCCCGACGGCUCCGUCGGGCCGGUCACGUACGGCGUCACAGUCAAGCUGGCCGAUGGAGAUGAAGGAGAAGUCUUGAUCAAGUCCUUCAAUAUGUUUUCCAAGUAUCUCCACGAUCCGACCGCAACGGCAAACGCCCACGACCCCGACGGCUACUUCAAAUCUGGCGACGUGGCCCGGCGAGAAGGCAAGUACUAUUUCAUUGUUGGCCGCGCCUCGGUCGAUGUCAUCAAGUCGGGAGGAUACAAGAUCUCCGCCUUGGACAUUGAACGAGAGCUGUUGGCCCUGCCCUACGUCGGCGAGGCCAUGGUCGUGGCAGUCCCGGAUGACGAAUUCGGUCAGCGGGUGGGAGCGGUGCUGUCCUUGCGGGACGACGAGGUCGCGCGGGCCUUUUAUCAGAGAACCGGCCGGGAUCCUCGCCAGAUGAGGCUGGAUGACCUUCGGGCCGACCUGCGAACUCGUCUCGCCGGUUACAAGUUGCCCACUCUCUUGCGCGUGAUUGAGGGCGAACUGCCCAAAAGUGGGACGGGGAAGGUGGUCAAGAAGACCCUGGGACCGCAGUAUUUCCCAUCCAGUUAUGCGGACGACAAGGUUGUUCAAGUUUGGAGCAGGAGCAAGUUAUGA